Molecule: messenger RNA, 372 nt
Organism: Cucurbitaria berberidis CBS 394.84
Lineage: Eukaryota; Fungi; Ascomycota; Dothideomycetes; Pleosporales; Cucurbitariaceae
Product: NADH:ubiquinone oxidoreductase 11.6kD subunit
Exons: 2
Coding region: 1-372 (123 amino acids)
Source: RefSeq, a predicted model, not a curated record
AUGCAGUCCCUCCGCGCCGCCACGAGCGGCUCCCGUGCCUUAACCACCACUCGCCAGUCAACUCUCCGAUACCCAGUAUCCUUCACAGGCGGCCGCACGUUCUCGCAAUCAUCAGCUGUAAGGGGAGGUGGCCAUGAAUCUCACUACGAUCCCCCAUCAGGAUGGCUGUUUGGCGUCAAGCCGGGGGAGCAGUAUGAGAAGGAGGGGUGGGAGAACCUGAUGUACUGGGGGUUUGGCGGCGCGUGUGCAUUUGGAGUUAUUGCUUAUGCGUUCAAGCCUGAUACUAGCAUCCAAACCUGGGCUUUAGAGGAAGCGCGACGACGGCUCGAAGCGGAGGGAAUCCUACCCGACCCGGAUAAUAAGAAAGAUUAG